AUGGGGACCACACAUUCCAAGGGUGGUGACAGGCGGGGGGCACUCCCUGGCCGCCCUGAGCUGCCUUUCUACGGCUCCCUCCCUAGGAAAUGGAGCGAGAAUGUCUUCUUGGAUAAUGAGCUAUUGACUUCCAAGAUCCUGUCGGUGCUGAAGCCCCAGGCGCAGGCGGAGCGAGGCUUCAGGACAGGUGACCUCCGCUACCCUGCCCACUUUCUCAGCACCAACUCUGUGUUUGCCUCUGUUGCAGCCUCCCUGAAGGAGCACCCUCGGACCACGCUCCUGUCUGAUGGCAGCAGCCCAGCUCCUUCCAGGAAUGUCGGCAUGACCGUCUCUCAGAAAGGGGGUCCCCAGCCAACACCGAGCCCAGCCGGUUCUGGGGUACGACCUGGACCAAUCACUGGAGACAUGGAUGAAGCCGACUCCGUGUUUUUAAAAUUGAAGCAGACGGCCGAUGACUCUCUGUCACUCACAUCCUCGAAUGCUGAGUCUGUUUUCAUAGAAGAUCCUUACAUUGCCUCCCUGAGGUGUGAGAUUGAAUCCGAUGCCCAUGAGUUUGAGGCUGAGUCCUGGAGCCUCUCUGUGGAUUUAGCAUAUGCCAAGAAACAAAAGAAGGAGGUGGUGAAGAGACAAGAUGUCCUGUAUGAGCUGAUGCAGACAGAGGCACACCAUGUGCGCACCCUCAAGAUCAUGCUGAAAGUCUACUCCAGGGCCCUGCGGGAGGAGCUGCAGUUCAGUGGCCAGGCCGUCAGCCGCCUAUUCCCAUGUGCUGACGACCUAUUGGAAUUGCACAGCCACUUCCUGGCCCGCCUCAAGGAGCGCCGGCAGGAGUUCCUGGAGGAGGGCAGUGACCGGAAUUACGUCAUCCAAAAGAUUGGGGAUGUCCUGGUCCAGCAGUUCUCAGGGGAAAGCGGAGAGAGGAUGAAAGAGAAGUACGGUGUGUUCUGCAGCGGCCACAACGACGCCGUCAGUCACUACAAGUUACUGCUGCAGCAGAGCAAGAAGUUUCAAAACUUAAUCAAGAAAAUCGGCAACUUUUCCAUUGUGCGACGGCUGGGAGUUCAGGAGUGUAUCCUUCUGGUCACACAGCGCAUAACCAAGUACCCAGUACUGGUGGAGCGCAUCAUCCAGAACACAGAAGCCGGCACUGAGGACUACAAAGACCUGAGCCAGGCCCUGAACCUCAUCAAAGACAUCAUCUCACAAGUGGACGCCAAAGUCAGUGAGUACGAGAAGGGCCAGCGCCUCCGGGAGAUCGCGGGCAAGGUGGACUUGAAGUCAUCCAGCAAACUCAAGAAUGGGCUCACCUUCCGCAAGGAGGACAUGCUGCAGCGCCAGCUCCAGCUGGAAGGCACCUUGUGCUGGAAGUCCACGUCAGGGCGCUUGAAAGAUGUCCUCGCUGUCCUGUUGACUGACGUGCUUUUGCUGCUACAAGAAAAGGAUCAGAAGUACGUCUUUGCUUCUGUGGACUCAAAGCCACCCGUCAUCUCUCUGCAAAAGCUCAUUGUGAGAGAGGUGGCCAACGAGGAGAAGGCCAUGUUUCUGAUCAGCGCCUCCAAGCAAGGGCCAGAGAUGUAUGAGAUCUAUACCAGUUCCAAAGAAGACAGGAACACCUGGAUGGCCCACAUCCGCCGAGCCGUGGAGAGCUGUCCUGAUGAGGAGGAGGGUCCUUUCAGCGAGACUGAGGAGAAGAAGAUGACUGAAGCCCGCACCAUGAGACUCCGGGACUUUCAAGAGCGACUGAGCCUGAAAGACCAGCUGAUCGCCCAGAGCCUCCUGGAGAAGCAGCAGAUCUACCUGGAGAUGGCUGAGCUGAGCGGGCUGGACGAGUCACCCCAGUGCCGAGGCCUCUUCCGAGGAGGCGGGGACCCCUCUGAGACCCUACGCGGGGAGCAGAUUCUCAGAUCAGCCAUGAGCGAGAUUGAGGGCAUCCAGAGCCUGAUCUGCCGGCGGCUGGGCAGCACCAGUGGCCAAGUGGAGGAGGGAGGUGUGUCUGCAGGCCUACCUCGGAGGGCUGAGACCUUCGGGGGCUACGACAGUGUGGGCAGCCCCAUCAAGAGUGGCAGCUUUAAAAAGAAAAUGUGCAACAAUGACCUCAGGCCCCAAGACUGGCAGGGGCCUGCUAGCAGCCCAGAUUCCAAAUCCUGUGACGGCAACACCCCCAGUGGCUGUGAGGAAUCGCCACAAGCGGUGGAGAUGCCUAGCACAGAGAGUAGCUCAUGUCUGCCCACUGUCCUGGAGUCAGAGCUGGUCCACCGGGUCCAGACACUGUCGCAGCUGCUUCUUAGUCUCCAGGCAGUCAUCGCCCAACAGGACAGCUAUGUGGAGAUGCAGCGAGUGGCCAUCCAGGAGCGCGAGAAGCAGUUCCGGCUGCAAUCAACACGUGGGAACCUGCUCCUCGAGCAAGAGCGGCAGCGCAACUUUGAGAAGCAGCGUGAGGAGCGGGCAGGCGUGGAAAAGCUGCAGAGCCAGCUGCGCCAGGAGCAGCAGCGCUGGGAGCGGGAACGUGCACGCCAGCAGCAGGAACUGGAGUUGGCGGGCGCGCGCCUGCAGGAGCGAGAGGGCGAGGCGCGCCAGCUGCGCCAGCGGCUGGACGAGGAGCGCACGGAGCUGGAGCGGCAGCGCCAGGCCUACCAACACGACCUGGAGCGUCUGCGCGAGGCCCAGCGUGCAGUGGACCGUGAACGCGAGCGCCUGGAGCUGCUGCGCAGAUUCAAGAAACAGAACACUGCACCGGGGGCACUGCCCCCAGAGGUGCUGGCAGAGGCGCAGCCCACAAGCCACCCUCCCAGUUUCAAUGGGGACGGACCGGAGGGGCGCUUGGCCCUAGCCAAAGCACCAGGGACCCAAGGGAGCAUGCUGCUGCCUGGCACGGGGCCUGAGUACAUGGAGCGACCUGAGGUGGCCCGCUGGGACAGUGUCCCUGCGGAGAGCCGGCCAGCCAAGAGCGAUGUGCCCAUCCAGCUGCUCAGUGCCACCAACCAGAUUCAGAGGCAGACAGCCGUGCAGCAGCAGAUCCCCACCAAGCUGGCCGCGUCCACCAAGGGCAGCAAGGACAAGAGCAGCAAGAGCAGGGUUUCCCAGCGCUGGGAGAGCUCAGCGUCCUUCGACCUGAAGCAGCAGCUGCUUCUCAACAAGUUCAUAAGCAAGGAUGAGAAUUCGUCACGAAACCGCCGGUCACUGAGUCCCAUCCUGCCUGCCACCCAUGGAUCUGCACCUGCCCCAGACCCCUGCUUUCCAGCCCCAAGUCCAGCCCCAGCUACCACGCCCCCUGAGGCCUUCUUCAAGUCUGGAAGCACAUCCCUGCCACCUGCAUCCCCAGGCCCCUCACUGCCAACCACACCACUCACAGCCAAGGACGAAGUUGGCAAGGAAGAUGUCAUCUUCUUCUGAGGGGACCACUGCCCCAAAGCAGACCCCUUUCUGUCCUGAUAACCCUUUAUGUCUAUGGGGAUCCCACGGGUGACUGUUACUGUCUGGCCGUCCCCUUCCCCUGCCUGAGCACACCCAGGCACUUGCUCACCUGAGGUUGCCCUGUUGGUGUCUUGGGUCUCACAGCUCUCUGUAGAAUUAGUGGUAAAGUCUGGGUAGCCUCUUCCACCUUUUUAUAUAUGUACGUGUAAACAAAAUUCUUUUAAAUUGAAGGUCGAACUCCAGCUAAACCACAGAGCUGUUUUAAUCCAGAGGUAGACAGCACAAGCUGGGGAGCCAGGAGACAAACACAGGUGGGUCUGAGAAGACCCUGGCUCCAGGGGCAGGUUCCAUAACCCCCAGAAAUCUCUGGGUUGAGCUGAGUCAUUAGGCACCAGAAGGCACUAGAAUCACCCAGAGUCCAGUGAAUCGCCUCCUCCAAAGCAGCAAUUGAUGCUGGCCAGAGAGAGCCUUGACCAGUAAAUGAACUGGGCAGCCCAUGGAGCAAUGGACUGAGUCUGUGGGUUCAGAAAUCAAUCUGAAGAGGGGCACCUACCAUGUCCUCCCAUCCGCCCAUCUGAGACACAGAACCCUGGGUUCAGCAGGGCAGCACAUAUCCCAGACAGACAGUGUUUGAUCCCUGUGAAAUGAGCAGGUUUUUCCCUGGUCUUUUCCGUGUUCUGCCAGAAAGGUAGGAGUCUGGUCAGUGGCUGAUCUGGUCUGGUCUUGUUUCCAGGGCUGGGCACCCAUAGGCUCAGGAGGUGACCGGGGGUGUGGUGACCCUGAAAGUGGUGGUGUCUAGUGACUUCAGAGAGCCAGGAGUGGUGUGGGGGCCCCUUGUCGUCUCUGUAGUGUCCAGAGUGUAUAUCCAUCUACCAGACCUCAUCCGUGCCAUGUUGCUAAUCAGUGUUUUGUGCUUUUUUUGUACUGAGAUGUAUCAGAGCACUUUAGGAAAGUUGUUUUUAAGUUCCCACUUGGUGAAGAGAACAUUCCAGGACCCCACCCCUGACACUAUGAUUUUUUGGACUUAGAAGGUGGCCCUGGGUCGGGUUUAUCACAUCUGCCCGGUGGCCAGGUGUGUCUCAUCCGUGUCGUGCACACAGUAGAGCAAUGUCCUCAGUGUAUCCGUCACCAGCAGCCGAGGUUCCUCCUUGGUGGACCUUGUUCGGAAAGCUGGUGAGCUGGCAACAUUCCCAACUCUGAGAAUGAGUGGCAUCCCUUGUCAGUUGUGACCGUGAUCUUCGUCUACCCCGUGAUUAUUUUCACAGUGAUAACAGAGCAUCCUGGCCAUGGGGUAUUCUGGAAUCACCCUAGAACUUAUGACCAGAUUCUAGCAAUAAAAGUAUCCAAAGGA
This is a messenger RNA of Peromyscus eremicus (cactus mouse), 4762 nucleotides long. Its product is annotated as rho guanine nucleotide exchange factor 18. The record is from RefSeq and is a predicted model, not a curated record. Bases 1 to 3390 code for a protein of 1129 amino acids. Gene Ontology annotation, biological process: small GTPase-mediated signal transduction. NCBI's taxonomy places the organism in Eukaryota, Metazoa, Chordata, Mammalia, Rodentia, Cricetidae. The transcript is spliced from 19 exons. Gene Ontology annotation, molecular function: guanyl-nucleotide exchange factor activity.